UUUUAAUAAGAAUUGCAAUAUAAAGAGGUUUCAAUGAAUGAAAAUGAAAAGAAAUAUUCUUUGCCUCCGCUUCGAAUGUCUGAACUUAAUGACUUACUUAGAUAAUCAAAUGAAUAACAUAAAAAGGAAAUAAUUUAUAGUUACAGAGAUACGAAGUAAAAAAGACAAAAAGAAAUAGCUUAAUUAGAGAAAUAUAAAACAAUGGAAAGAAAAGGUAUUAUUUUAUCUAAUUAAAUAUAGUCUUCAAUUCUCAAAAUAAAAUGGAAGGAAGAACCUUUGAUAAGAGCCCAGAUAUUUUUUUAUGCAAAGAACCGUUGAUUGAUGAUUUUCUCAAACGAAAUAUUAUAGCACCAUAAAGAAAUUUAGAAAAGGGUUUAAAAGAUUGUAUAAAUAUUAUAAUAUUAAAUAAUAGUUAAGACAGGUAAAAAAUAAUUUUUAGAUGGAAAAUGUUUUGGAGAAGUUCCUGAAAAUAAAUUAAGUAAAAAAGAAUAGGAAUUUAAGGAAUAUUGGAUUUAAUACAAUAAACAGUUAUCUGAAUAAAGAUAUAAAAACCUUUUAGAUUCCUAAACGGGUUUACAAAAGAAAAUAAAUUAAUAAUAAAGGUUAAAAGAAUUAAGAAUAUUUGUUCCUAAUAAGUAUUCCCCUGGAUAUUUUAAUGAUCAUCCAUCAUAAAUUUUAAGUUUUACGUAUUAAAUAGAUAUAAUUAGUGCAAUGCAUAAACAUUCUUAACCUUAGAUAUGGAGUCCAAAUAGUUUCUAUGGAGAUUCCUUUGAUGAAAAUCUUAAGUCACAAUAAUCAAAGAGUAAUCUAAAACUCAGUAAUGUUGUUUUAAAAGAUUAAAGUAAAUUAUCAAUAAAGAUUGAUUGA
Molecule: messenger RNA, 867 nt
Organism: Paramecium sonneborni
Lineage: Eukaryota; Ciliophora; Oligohymenophorea; Peniculida; Parameciidae
Source: the annotation of a GenBank genome assembly